Ostertagia ostertagi is the source of this 360-nucleotide messenger RNA. NCBI's taxonomy places the organism in Eukaryota, Metazoa, Nematoda, Chromadorea, Rhabditida, Trichostrongylidae. The record is from the annotation of a GenBank genome assembly.
AUGGAUAACUUGGACAGAUUUUAUCGAUAUUUUGAACGGCCACCGUUCGCUCCUGUCUAUUAUCCGACAGCGGAGGAAUUUCUGGAUCCUCUAGCUUACGUAGCAAAGAUUCGUCCAGAAGCUGAACAGUACGGCGUCGUCAAGAUUGUCCCACCUGAGAGCUUCAAACCACCUUUUGCUAUAAACAGCGAGACAUUCGAGUUUACUCCUCGUAUCCAGAAACUCAAUGAAGUUGAAGCUAUAGUAAGGGAGCGACAGGUAUUUCUCGAGAAGAUUAAUACCUUCUGGCGUUUGCAAGGCUUUGAUUUUAAAAAUUUGGUAGUGGACGGUAAAAAUGUUGAUCUCUUCAAGCUUUAUAAG